UCUAACCCCUAAGUCACGAAGUCCUCGAUCUACAGAAAAUAGAGUUUUCUCGCGUCACUCGUAAUUUGCCGGGUCAUUGUGAGAUUUGUUAAUAAACAUGGCAGGCACAGCAGGACCCAAGGAUGUUAAUUCGUUUUUAAGUCAAAAACAAAAUACCCCGGACAAGGAAUUGGCGGCGGAAUGGGCCCAGCUGGAGGAGUUGUACAACAAAAAGCUCUGGCAUCAGCUCACGUUGAAGCUGGAGACAUUUGUCAAGCAUCCAUCACUCCAGAAAGGGGAUAAUCUCAUUCAAUUGUACAAAAACUUCCUCUCGACAUUCGAGAACAAGAUAAAUCCCCUAUCCCUUGUGGAGAUCCUGGCUCACGUGAUUGAACAGUUCACUGACAAAAGGGAGGCCAUUAAAUUCCUGGAAUCCACCGAGCCAAAAGUCGAAAAGAAUAAUGAAGCUGUGUCCCUCUGUAAAGUCCUACAGGGACAGAUUCUCCUGGAUAAACUCAAUGACCAGGAGAAAACGAAGAAAGUCAUUGAGGAUGUUGAGGCAAUGCUGGAUAAUGCUGAUGGGGUGACCACUGUCCAUGGGAGAUUUUACCUCCUGGCGAGUAGAUUGUACAGACUCCAGGGGAAACACGCUGAAUAUUACCGCACCGCCCUGAGGUAUUUGGGAUGCAUCGACGUGGAGACCCUGACGAAACAAGAGAAGGAGCAGCACGCAUUUUUCCUGGGUCUAGCUGCUCUUCUGGGUGAAGGGGUGUACAACAUCGGAGAACUCCUAGCCCACCCUGUGCUCCAGUCCCUCAGGGGAACACCCAAUGCCUGGUUGGUGGAUCUUCUUCAGGCAUUCAAUGCUGGGGACAUCGCAGCACUAGAGAGACUCAAGCCCCAGUGGUCCAAAGUCGCUGAUCUAGCCGCCCAGGAGUUGAAGCUCAGACAGAAAAUUUCACUCCUCUGUCUCAUGGAGAUGACGUUCAAACGCCAGUCGAAUAAUCGUCAACUGUCAUUUUCGGAGAUUUCCCAAGAGACUCGUCUCCCAGUGAACGAAGUCGAACUCCUGGUGAUGAAAGCCCUGGCCCAAGGUCUCGUUCGUGGGGCCAUCGAUCAAGUCGCUGGUAUCGUCAACAUGACAUGGGUUCAACCACGAGUUCUUGAUCGAACGCAAAUCACAGGAAUGGUACAGCAGCUGGAGAGAUGGUGCAAGGACGUCAACACCAUGGAGCACCUCCUGGAGUCUCGCGCCUCCGAAAUCCUUACACUUUAACUCCAAAAUUCCACAAUUUUUUUUCACUAAGAAAAUACUGUUGUCGUGUUGACACAAUAAUUCAUUAAAAUUAUCAACAAUUAUCUUUGAAGUAAUAAAAAUUGUACAAAUCAAA
This is a messenger RNA of Fopius arisanus, 1370 nucleotides long. It is a transcript of the gene Rpn9, whose product is annotated as regulatory particle non-ATPase 9. Lineage: Eukaryota; Metazoa; Arthropoda; Insecta; Hymenoptera; Braconidae. The record is from RefSeq and is a predicted model, not a curated record. Gene Ontology annotation, molecular function: structural molecule activity. Gene Ontology annotation, cellular component: cytosol; nucleus; proteasome regulatory particle, lid subcomplex. Gene Ontology annotation, biological process: ubiquitin-dependent protein catabolic process. The coding region runs from base 98 to 1255 and encodes 385 amino acids. The transcript is spliced from 5 exons.